Molecule: messenger RNA, 3478 nt
Organism: Pararge aegeria (speckled wood butterfly)
Lineage: Eukaryota; Metazoa; Arthropoda; Insecta; Lepidoptera; Nymphalidae
Gene: key
Product: optineurin
Exons: 16
Coding region: 179-2107 (642 amino acids)
Biological process (GO): regulation of canonical NF-kappaB signal transduction
Cellular component (GO): nucleus; cytoplasm
Molecular function (GO): K63-linked polyubiquitin modification-dependent protein binding
Source: RefSeq, a predicted model, not a curated record
UCUGUGAUUGAAUUGAAAUUGAAAUAAAUAUUAAUCUUGAGAUUUUAAGUUUGCAUUGUUAUGUUUAACAUACAUUAAAACAACACCUCACAUUAAUCUGCGAGAUAAAAAUAUUACCGAUUGUCUGCGGAAGGAAAGAAUAACAAUUCAUCUGCAACAUAAAGGGUAAUGUAUAAAAAUGUCGGCGAAUGCGGAGAAUGACGAUGAUUCAUUUAUAAUCAUCCUGGGUUCUUCCCCUGGGCCCAGUAUGGCCGUGGAGAAGUGCAAUGGUUUGUUAAAUGGAGAACUGGAUAAAUCACAGAUUGAGGAUGCAAUGAAAGACCUGCCAAUUGAAGCCAAUAUGGCUUUUAAAGCACAAUUUCAACUUGGUGACAGUCCAUCUCCAGCCAGCAUGAUGGUCGCCAGUACACUAAUAACCGACGACCGAAGCACAGAAGAACUCCAGAAGCGAUUCGGCGAACUGCUAGAUGAGAAUGUAGUCCUCAAAGAGACGCUGAAACAAAAUAAUGACUCUAUGAAGGAACAGUUUAUGUUGAUAGCGUCUUGUCAGGAGGAUAUGUUGAAGACACACAGGUUACAUAAGGAGAAGUUUGAUGAAACAAGAGAACUAGUUGAGAGGUUACGGCAAGAAAAUAAACAGCUUAAACUGGAUAUAUCCCACAUAUCAGACAGUGAAGUCCCAAUAAACAGUGAAACGGGGGAGAGCAAGUCUGGAGCCUCGUCUGGUGUUGAGUUCGUCACUUCCCCGGACGACGACACCAUAGACAAACUAACAGCGCAGCUAGAAUUAGUGGAGAAACAAAGGAGACAGGUUAUAGUGGAAAACGAGAAAUUGUCGUGGCAGAAGGAGUCAUUGGAACACAUAGUAGAUGCCACUUCCAAAGAAAGAGAUGAUGCUAAGGAGAAAUUGAACAUUGCUGAGAUGCAACUAUCCACGAAAGAGAAUGUCCACGCCCUUGAAUUACAGAAGCUUAACUUUAUGGUAAACGAUCUGCACGCUAAACUGAAAACUGCGAGCACCAAUUUUCCUUCUGACGAAAUAAGCAAACGGGAUGCUUAUAUACAGCAGUUGGAAACGAAGCUUUCCGCACAUCAGAAUGAGUUGAAGAAGGCGCAAAUUAAAAUACUAGAUUUGGAAAACAUAAAGUUGGAGUUCACGCAACACAAGUCCGGCGUAGCGGAAUCUACUAAAAUGUACAAAGAACAGAUACAAGAACUAAACAACCGGAUAAAGGAAGUACAAACGAUUGUAUUCCAUCCAGUGCACUUCUCGCUGAGCUCGGAAUGCGAAUCAGCGUCCGAGUACGCGAGCUACGCGUCCAACGUGAAGGUUUACGACAGAACGCUCAAGCAUCUCUCCGAAUAUCUCACGGGCUUGAGCAAUGAUUUAUCUGACAGUCUAAUGCACACACUGGGCGUGAUAGCCAGCUUGUACGACUUCAAGUUGGAGCGCUGUUCCGCGGACCGGGUGAAGUCGGGGCUGGCUGAAGUGAAGCAGAUGAUCGAGCGACAACACAGCGCGGCCUUGACUAACAUAAGCCAAGUCCGUGGAACGCUGACUAUUUUCGAGGGCAUUUUCAAAGAUUACACCGAGCUGCUGAAGAAGUCAUUGACAAAACAAGAGCCUAAACCUCAAUCGCAAAGCGUCGAGCAACUAUCAGCUGCGUUAGUCGCGCGCGGUCAAGAAAUACAAGCAUUGGAAGACAGGCUCGCGGCCUUGAAGAACUAUAAAGAUGACUGCGAACUGUUGAAAGCUCAAGUCGACUUGUACAAGAGCGACUUCGAAGCCGAGCGCGAGUCUCGCGAGCAGAUGGCGAGCGAGAAAGAGAACAUCGCCACGGACCUGCGAACUGCGCAGCGCAAGAUACAGGAGCUUACUGCGCAGUUGGAUGAGAUCCGCAUCCUAAGCCCGAGUCUUCACAGUAGCGUUACCACCAAAGGUCGGCCUUCCAGUUCCGCGACUGCCUUGCCAAAACCGCGUGAAACACCCGCUGCUACCACCGCCACUGGGAAUAUGGUAUACAAAUGUCCGAAGUGCAUGAAGUUCUCCAGUGACCAGUACAAAGUGAUGGAGGACCAUUUUGACUUCUGCUUGGACGACUUUUGAUCAACUCAGUUCGUCGUACAGCGCCAUCUAGUGACGCUGGAUUAGUCUGAAGUAUGAACACCAUGAUCAUUUAUACUACGUAGUUACCAUUAAAGUAAGCGAGCACGGUGACGUCGGCUUGGAAACUGGCUAUUUUUAUUACCAGCAACGCUCACUUAGUAGCAGUUUUGUUCGUAAAAAAAUACCCUAGUAAUUAGGUGAUUCCUAGAGAAAAAAAAAGUUUCAGGAACUCUUAUGUAAUGUCUUACGACGUUAAGCGCCCUCUAAAGUUACGACACUGAUUCGGUGGAUCGAACAAUUUAGGGGACUCGUAAACAAAUAUUUGACAGACGAAACAAGUAUAAAUUAGUAUUUUUUAUGUAAAGGUUAUUAAAUCCAAAUCCUAACGAAAAAUGAUAAAUAUGGUAUAGUGAAUGAUGCAUAGGAAUGUUAUUUGAUUAGGUGUUGCUUAAUUAGGGAUUGCCUUUGGCAUAAACCGGUUAAUAUUUACAUACAUUAUCACGGAAUGGAAUUCUUUAUCCGGUUAUUGAGUGGUUUCUUGUGUGAUUGUUGACUAGGUUGAUUGACCUAUCAUUUUCGUUUUCGUUCUCUUAACAUUGAACAUUUAUGUAUGGGUUGCAUAUUGAACCCUGCUUUUUUGUAUUUCUUUUUACCUCUUUAUUGUUCACCAAAAAAAAAAAUCACAAGGCGGACGUAAUGCUAACGAAUUUUCUACCAGCCAUCUUUCAGGCGUGCGAGAAUAAACGGGUGUGGGUGUGGCAAAAACAUAACUAAUGAAAUUAUAAAGUAUUACAUGAUAUAUAUAGUUAUAUUUUACUAUACACAAUCACUGAAGAAUACGUUAACUAAACCGGGUAAUACCUUUAUGCUUAAGUAAAUGUAAAUAAAUAAAUGCGUUUUUGUAUGUUACGCCUUGUCACCGUGAACGCUAUAGAUUAUUAAUUAUUAAUUUAAUAAUAUACUGGAUUAUACUAGAUUUUUACCUCCGAGGCGCAUCGGGGAUUGCUGUGGUUUUAAGCUGAAAGCUCGAUUCCCGGAAGAGGAAUUCAUAUUUUCUGAAUUUUCCCUGCUCUCCCCACCAGCAUAGAAGUGCUGCUAAGAUACUAAGCGUUGCGGUACGAUGCCGGUUUAAAACCGAUUAGGGUUAAAUAUAUGCCAUACUCCAUAACGGGUUUGCCCGCUACCAUCGUAUACUGCAUCAUCACUUACCACCAGGUGAGAUCGCAGUCAAGGGCUAUAUUUAACCCUAAUCGGUUUAUCGGUACCGCACUAUUAUAUAUAUAUAUAUAUAUAUUAAUAGUGGGAUUUGAUACACGAUGCAAAAUGUAGUAAACUGUAAGUCAUGUGUAAUUAAAUUUUUAUGAUAUUUUA